AUGGUGCUGGAGAAGAAAAGCUCCGCUCGUGUGGAGGCGGGGCAGAGAAGAGUGUUGGACGAGGCCACGAGACACAGACGUUUGACGAGACAGCUGGAGGCUCUGGAGAAGGACAACUUCCAGGACGACCCAUUGACGUCACUGCCUCCUGCUGGACCCACGGCCAGACUGCCGGCCUUUAGUGAGAUCGAAGAACCAGAGAAGAAGCGGCGGAAAACUCGAGGAGACCAUUUCAAACAGAGGUUCAGAAAAAACUUCAGCGCUUUGUUGGAGGAGGAGAACCUGAGUGAGAGGGCGGAGCCUAAUUACCUGUCGGCUGUGGCCCCGCCUCCGUCUGCGCCGCCCCGCCCAUUCUGCUGCGUGUGUGGAUUCCCCUCGCACUACACCUGCACGACCUGCGGAGGGCGAUACUGCAGCACCAAGUGUUUAGUGACGCACAGAGAGACCAGGUGUCUGAAGUGGACUCUGUGA
Knipowitschia caucasica is the source of this 471-nucleotide messenger RNA. The record is from the annotation of a GenBank genome assembly. Lineage: Eukaryota; Metazoa; Chordata; Actinopteri; Gobiiformes; Gobiidae.